Messenger RNA from Macadamia integrifolia, 1055 nucleotides. RefSeq names its product outer envelope pore protein 16-2, chloroplastic-like. Bases 231 to 758 code for a protein of 175 amino acids. Lineage: Eukaryota; Viridiplantae; Streptophyta; Magnoliopsida; Proteales; Proteaceae. The transcript has 7 exons. Gene Ontology annotation, molecular function: amino acid transmembrane transporter activity. The record is from RefSeq and is a predicted model, not a curated record. Gene Ontology annotation, cellular component: chloroplast outer membrane.
UUUUUAUUUACAGGCUUCUCUCUCCCUCUCUCAAUCUCCUCCCUUUUUCCCUUAUACCAUCCCCUUAUACUAUCUUGUUUCUUUCUUCACUGUAGUUCUCGUUCUUCCUCGACGCUGCAACUCCUAACUUCAAAAGUAUUCCUUUUCUCGCAUUUGCAUUUCCUGUGUUGGAUUUGUAUUCCUGGUUCCCAUUUUCUUGAGAGUUUGAGAAUUCACAAACAGAAGGAAGGAUGAGCAGUAACAUGGAGACUCGAUCUCUGCUGGAUGAGCUCCGAAACUUCGACAAGGGCGGUUUCUUCGACCUCGGCCAUCCCCUCCUCAACCGUGUCGCUGAAAGCUUCGUCAAAGCCGCUGGGAUCGGCGCAGUUCAAGCGGUCAGUCGUGAGGCUUAUUUCACCGCCAUUGAAGGCUCAGGAAUGGAUUCGAGCGGGAUUUCAGAAAUCGGAGCUACUAAGAAGCAACAUCUCCCUGACCUAAGAGGGGAGACCAAUAGGAAAUCUCUUGAAGCAAUGGUGAAAAAUACAGGCAAAGAGUCUUUGCAGUGGGGGCUAGCUGCUGGAAUGUACUCAGGCCUCACAUUUGGACUAAAAGAGGCUCGAGGUGCUCAUGAUUGGAAAAAUAGCGCAGUUGCAGGUGCAAUUACUGGAGCGGCAUUGGCACUCACAUCAGAUGAUCACUCGCACGAACAGAUUGUCCAAUGUGCCAUUACUGGAGCAGCAAUCUCUACAGCAGCUAAUCUUCUCUCUGGAGUAUUUUAGAUUGGUUGGGAAAAGCAAAUUCUGAUCUGCAGGAGCUGAUGGAAACUUAGCUGCAAAGCUCAAGUUGGUGUCUUUUUUGUUUUAGAAGUCCUAGAUUACAGCGUUGCUUUUACUAGUUAUCUUUACUUUCCUUUUCAAUGAUUUCGUUUCCAGCUGGCCUCGCUCGAGAAUUGGGAGGAGGGUUAGUGCACUUUUGCUCUGGAAAUCACAGGGUUGAGCUGCAGAGUGUAAUCACUAUGAAACUAAUUGUUAUUUUGUUGUGUUUAAUAUAUCCCCAGCAUUCUACUUUGAGUCUAA